Triticum aestivum (bread wheat) is the source of this 1724-nucleotide messenger RNA. RefSeq names its product UDP-glucosyltransferase UGT13248. The record is from RefSeq and is a predicted model, not a curated record. Lineage: Eukaryota; Viridiplantae; Streptophyta; Magnoliopsida; Poales; Poaceae. Gene Ontology annotation, biological process: detoxification. Gene Ontology annotation, molecular function: quercetin 3-O-glucosyltransferase activity; quercetin 7-O-glucosyltransferase activity.
AGGAAUCCCACCAAAGAAACCAAGAACAGAGCUGAAACAUGGAGACCACGGUCCCCGCGGCGACAGCCACCACCAGCUCGAGCGUCGGCCACGGAGCCGGCGGCGGUGCUGCGAGAGUCCUGCUCCUCCCGUACCCGGGGGCGCAGGGCCACACCAACCCGAUGCUCCAGCUCGGCCGCCGCCUGGCGUACCACGGCCUCCGCCCCACACUCGUCGCCACCCGCUACGUGCUCUCCACCACCCCGCCCCCCGGCGCGCCCUUCGACGUGGCCGCCAUCUCCGACGGCUGCGACGCCGGCGGCAUGGCCUCGUGCCCGGACAUGGCGGAGUACGUCUCGCGGCUGGCGGCCGUGGGCUCCGAGACGCUGCGGGAGCUCCUCCUGUCGGAGGCGCGCGCGGGGCGGCCCGUGCGCGUGCUGGUGUACGACGCUCACCUGGCGUGGGCGCGGCGGGUGGCGCAGGCGUCCGGCGUCGCGGCCGCGGCCUUCUUCUCCCAGCCGUGCGCGGUGGACGUCGUCUACGGGGAGCUGUGGGCGGGGCGGCUGGCGCUGCCGGCGACGGACGGGCGCGCGCUGCUCGCGAGAGGAGCGCUCGGCGUGGAGCUGGGGCCGGAGGACAUGCCGCCGUUCGCGGCGGUGCCGGAGUCGCAGCCUUUGUUCCUCAAGGUGUCAGUUGGGCAGUUCGAGGGGCUGGAGGACGCCGACGACGUGCUCGUCAACUCAUUCCGCGACCUCGAGCCAAAGGAAGCAGGAGCCGGCAUCCUCAGCCAGAGUUGGGUGUACUUGCGGGCGACCUCACCGUCACCAGCCCAUCUGCAGGAGGCAGAGUACAUGGAAUUAACAUGGAGAGCGAAGAUGGUUGGCCCAACCAUGCCAUCAUUCUACCUCGACGAUGAUCGCCUACCAUCGAAUAAAUCAUAUGGUUUUAACUUUUUCAACGGUGAUGCACUGUGCAUGGAUUGGCUAGAGAAGCAAAGCAAUUCAUCCGUUGUGCUGGUGUCCUAUGGGACCGUCUCUAAUUAUGAUGCAACCCAGCUAGAGGAGCUUGGCAAUGGACUGUGCAAUUCUGACAAACCUUUUCUUUGGGUUGUAAGGUCCAACGAGGAACACAAGUUAUCCAAAGAACUCAGGGAAAAAUGUGAGAAGAUUGGAUUAAUUGUCUCAUGGUGUCCCCAACUUGAGGUUCUUGCACAUAGGGCUAUUGGUUGCUUUGUUACCCAUUGUGGAUGGAACUCGACACUAGAGGCACUUGCUAAUGGUGUACCUCUUGUGGGUAUUCCGCAUUGGGCAGACCAACCCACCAUUGCAAAGUAUAUGGAGAGUGCAUGGAGCAUGGGUGUGCGUGUACGGAAGGACAAUAAUGGAUAUCUAAAGAUGGAGGAGGUUGAGAGGUGCAUUAGAGAGAUGAUGGAUGUGGAGAGAAAUGAUAAGUACAAAAGAAAUGCUGUGAAGUGGAUGCAAAAGGCCAAGGAGGCAAUGCGGGAAGGAGGAAGUUCCGACAAGAAUAUCGCUGAAUUCGCUACCAAAUAUUCAUCAAUAUAAAGUUUGAACAAUGUUGUACUUUAAUAUAAGCAAGUAGACAGUGAUUUUGGCCUUAUAAAAGUUCAGAGUGACUGACAUUUUUCAUAUGUAAUUGUAGUGAUAUCUUCUUCAAAUUUAAAAGUAUGUUGGACUUUAUACGACGUGCGGUUUUUUAACAUGUUAUAUGUGAUUCUGGUCUGGAAA